Leptidea sinapis is the source of this 2251-nucleotide messenger RNA. RefSeq names its product THAP domain-containing protein 1-like. The record is from RefSeq and is a predicted model, not a curated record. The transcript has 4 exons. Bases 258 to 1007 code for a protein of 249 amino acids. Gene Ontology annotation, molecular function: sequence-specific DNA binding. NCBI's taxonomy places the organism in Eukaryota, Metazoa, Arthropoda, Insecta, Lepidoptera, Pieridae.
AGUAAUUUAACAAGGCACUGACGAAUAGUACAAGUACGCUGGGCUGCUUCUACACAAAAUUACAGAUAUUUUUUGUACUGAUGGGCUCGUUAGAGUAAUAGUAUUCUGUGGUCCUGCUCCUGGGUACUACAAAUGUCAUUUGGUGCAAAUGGCCGCCGUGUUGUUUGGACACAUCUUUGACUACUUUUGUGAAAUUUGUGUGAAUCGUGAAAUCACUUUACUUUGUGCAUUUUUCGGUUUAUUUUGCGAUAUUUAUCAUGCGUGUAUGCGUUUGUUGUAAAAUACGCUACCAAAAAGGAAACGGAAUAACUUUCCACAAGUUUCCCACUGGUUCAGAUCAGCAGUUAUGGCUACAAAAUAUGAAAAUGGAAAAUUAUUGUCUUAAACCUAAUGAUCUUCUGUGUAGUAAGCAUUUUACAGAAGACUGUUUUGUGAGAUAUGCUAGUCGUACAUCUUUGCAACAAGGAAGCUCACCUACAAUUUUUAUUGAAGCAACUAGGAACACAUCAUCUAUUCGUGAAGAUGUGAUUACUAGAACACCGUGUGUACCUGAGAAGGUAGGACUUAAAAAAAGAAAAUUAAGCAGUAUUGAUGUCCAUCAAGAUAUUGCAGCUAUUGAAGAGGCAACCACAAUCAAACCUGAGACGACGCUUAACAUCAUUCCUCUAGUACGUAUAAAAGUUGAGCAGGAUGACCACCAUGAAAAUAUACAAUGCAGAACUAUCUCCGAAGUUUGUUCAAAUAUAAGACACGAUCACCGAUAUGAAAAUACUUCCGAGUCUACAAAAAAAUCGAUGGAGCGAGUUAAAAGAUCUCUCAGUGUAUCACGUGCUCGUGAGAAAAUUUUAUCACGACGCGUUAAAAUGUUGAAGAGCCGUGUGUCUUCUUUAAAAACUAUAAUAUCGAAUCUAAAAAAAAACAAAAUGGUUGAUGAUGCCUAUGUGAACAUGUUAGAUCAAUAUCACGAUUUUAGAUUACAAUUAAGUCAGAAGAUAUUAAACUAUUAGUAGAUUCAAGGCGUAAAACAGGAUUUUUGGGGUUUUUCAACGGUGUUAUUUCAGUGCUUUACAUUUGUGAUACAAAUGUUAAUUCUGAUAAACCGGUGCUCAAAUAUUAAACUAACUUACAAGCUUAGCCAGGAUCAUCUUGUAUUGUUUUUCUGUGCUAUUCGAAGCCGCGAUGGUUGGUGCCCGAAUCCAACGGUAAGUACAUAGUAGAAAUUAGUACAUCCACGGGUAAAGUCAGGGUUUAGUCAACGACGUAGCUAUUAAAAGGCAUAAAAGGCCUUUAUUUUCUUAAAAUUGAUUCCUUUAGAAUUCUUUUUGAUGUCAUUUCUUAUGCUACUAGAUACUACUACCGCUUCGGAAACAAAUGGCGGUCUGAGAGAGAAGAAGCGGCGCAAGGAACUCUCCCAGCAUUCUUUUUUUUUGCGCUCUUUUCAAUAAAAAUAUACAAUAUUGUACAGUCAUUUCUAUCGCUAUAAAAUAAUCACAAUCUAGUCCCAGGCUAUCCGAUCAUUUAGAUAUUCAAUUGAUUGACCACAUCUGGUUCAAAAGUGGCCAAACUUAAUAAGUUCGACAUAGAUGUUUACAGUGAAGCAGAAAACGUGCGUACUUUAAAAAUAUAUUGCUUGGAAGACAUUGAAUUUCCUUCUCUACAAGAUGAACUAGUGUAUUUUUACACCAAUUUUGGUAUAUUCUGAACUCUAACGUAAAAGAGACUUCAAACCAGUGUGUCGUAUACAUAGCUGGUAUUCUUAUUAGUCAUUCGUAAAAAUAUUAAGUGUGAUGACUGCUUUGUGGCUUGUGAAUCUGUACCACAAGAUGCUGUUUUAAAAGUGGUAUAGCCCUCAUUAUUCAGAAAUCGACAGGAGGUUGGACUGUGCCUUACCUGUGUACCACAAGUGUGGUAAAUAUUUGUUUAUUGAUAUUUCGCCAAGCUUGCAAAAAUAAUAAUGGUAAACCUCUAAUCGAGCAAAAUUUUCCACCUGUAUUACCAGCAAAAGUAUUAAGAUAUAUUAUGAAUAAGACAAAAAUAUUAUUUCCAGAUUUAAAGUAUCAUUUUACGGAAAACUUACAUGCUGAUAAUUUUACGAGCCAUUUUCAUAUUGUAAAAAAAAUAUUUAAAAAUACAUAGAUAUUAGACUAUAUACUGCUACAAAAAAUUACUCAUUUUAUAUAACAAAGUCCGCAUUUUUUUAACACGUCAAAUUAUUUGGGCUCGCAAUAAUAAAAUAAGUAAGAUAUUUGAA